Messenger RNA from Cokeromyces recurvatus, 1053 nucleotides. Its product is annotated as SprT-like family-domain-containing protein. Gene Ontology annotation, cellular component: nucleus. NCBI's taxonomy places the organism in Eukaryota, Fungi, Mucoromycota, Mucoromycetes, Mucorales, Mucoraceae. The coding region runs from base 124 to 660 and encodes 178 amino acids. The record is from RefSeq and is a predicted model, not a curated record. Gene Ontology annotation, molecular function: metalloendopeptidase activity; polyubiquitin modification-dependent protein binding; single-stranded DNA binding. The transcript has 8 exons. Gene Ontology annotation, biological process: DNA damage response.
AGAAGAGAAAGAAUUACUAGAAAUAUAUAAACAGGAUCUUGAAUUAGCAAAAAGAUUACAAAUUGAUCAUAGUUAUAAUAGUUCAUCAUUAUUAAAUAAUCAAAAUAAUAAAAUCAGCUUGACAUGGUCGAAGUAAGAUGGUCAACAAGAAUGUCACGAUGUGCUGGUACAUGUACCUUUAAACCAGGUGGCUAUUGUACUAUUGCCUUAUCAGAACCUUUACUUAAAUUUAGACCUAAAAGUGACAUGAUAGAAACAUUAUUGCAUGAAAUGAUACACGCCUAUCUUUUUAUUACUCAAAGAAACACAGACAGAGAUGGUCAUGGCCCUGAAUUCUUAUAUGAAGCAGAUCGAAUCAAUAAACUGGCUAAUGUUAACAUAACUGUAUAUCAUUCUUUUCAUACUGAAGUGGAUUACUAUUUAACUCACGUUUGGCAAUGCAAUGGUAUUUGUCAAGAUAAACCACCUUAUUUUGGAAUAGUAAAACGAUCUAUGAACAGACCUCCUCAACACGCUGAUCCAUGGUUUGAUGAACAUCAACGUACUUGUGGUGGAACAUUUAUAAAGAUUCAUAGUCCAGAAUUAAAAACAAAGAGAAAGCAGAAGGUCCAAACAAACACAUUACUAAAUUAUUUUAAUGAUAAAAAACAAAGACGAUAAUCAUAUUAAAGAAUUUAUUGAUAAAGAUAAAUCUUUUAUGCUAUAUUUUAACACAUUUCAUCUAAUGCACAACAAACGCACAUGGCUAUUAAACUACAUAUACAUCUUAUGUAAGCUUAUAUCAUCUUUUUUUUUUUUUCGUCCUAUAUUCCUUACCAUCCCCAGCAGCAUGAAUGAUCAUUUUCCUUUGGUCUUUCUUGUUGAACAAUGAUUGUUUGUGGGGGAGGACUAUAAUAAAUAACCGUUUAAAAAGAAAAAAGAAAAAAGAAAAAGAAAAAAGAAAAGAAACUUACGCUGGCUGGUAAUAACCUGGUUGACUUCCCGGUGGUGGACCAUAGUAUUGACCACCUUGUUGUUGACCAUAAUAAGGUUGAGACAUUAUGAGUAAAAGGA